Messenger RNA from Cyanistes caeruleus (blue tit), 3338 nucleotides. It is a transcript of the gene GAN, whose product is annotated as gigaxonin. Lineage: Eukaryota; Metazoa; Chordata; Aves; Passeriformes; Paridae. Gene Ontology annotation, biological process: cytoskeleton organization. The record is from RefSeq and is a predicted model, not a curated record. Gene Ontology annotation, molecular function: protein binding.
AUGUGCCCCUACAUCAGAACAAAAUUGAAUUACAAUCCUCCAAAGGAUGAUGGGUCAACGUACAAGAUUGAACUCGAAGGGAUAUCUGUUGAUAUCAUGAAAGAGAUACUAGAUUACAUCUUCAGUGGGCAGAUCAGGCUAAAUGAAGAAACUAUCCAAGAUGUGGUACAGGCAGCUGAUCUCCUGCUGCUUACAGACUUAAAAACUCUCUGCUGUGAGUUUUUAGAAGGUUGCAUAGCUGCUGAGAACUGUAUUGGUAUUCGGGACUUUGCACUGCACUAUUGUUUGCAUCAUGUUCACUACCUUGCCUCAGAGUAUCUGGAAACUCACUUUCGAGAUGUCAGCAGCACAGAGGAAUUCUUGGAACUGACUCCUCAAAAACUGAAAGAAGUGCUGUCGAUGGAAAAGCUCAAUGUUGGAAACGAAAGAUACGUCUUUGAAGCGGUGAUUAGGUGGAUUUCUCAUGAUUCAGAAUCCAGAAAGGUCCACAUGAAGGAUGUCAUGUCGGCAGUGUGGGUGUCGGGCCUGGACGCUGCCUACCUGCGCGAGCAGAUGAUGAGCGAGCCGCUGGUCCGCGAGAUCGUCAAGGAGUGCAACAACAUCCCCCUGACACCCCCGCAGCAGGGAGAGGCCAUGCUGGCCUCCUUCAAGCCCCGAGGCUACUCCGAGUGCAUCGUGACUGUUGGGGGGGAAGAGAGAGUAUCACGGAAACCAACCUCAGUGAUGCGGUGUAUGUGUCCUCUUUAUGAUCCCAAUAGACAGCUCUGGAUUGAACUUGCUCCUAUGAGUAUUCCAAGGAUCAAUCAUGGAGUAUUGUCAGCAGAAGGAUUUUUAUUUGUGCUUGGUGGUCAGGAUGAAAACAAGGGAACGCUAAGCUCUGGAGAGAAAUAUGAUCCAGACACCAAUUCAUGGAGUUCCUUACCACCAAUGCAUGAGGCACGACAUAAUUUUGGUGUGGUAGAGAUUGAUGGGAUUCUGUAUAUUCUGGGAGGUGAGGAUGGUGAAAGGGAGCUGAUCUCUAUGGAGAGCUAUGAUAUUUAUAGCCGGACCUGGACCAAGCAGCCAGACUUGACCAUGGUUAGAAAGAUUGGCUGCUAUGCAGCUAUGAAGAAGAAAAUCUAUGCAAUGGGUGGAGGCUCCUAUGGAAAACUCUUUGAAUCUGUGGAGUGUUAUGACCCCAGGACUCAGCAGUGGACAGCAAUCUGUCCUCUCAAAGAGAGGAGAUUUGGGGCAGUGGCCUGUGGAGUUGCCUCUGAGCUUUAUGUAUUUGGUGGGGUCAGGAGUCGUGAUGACAGCCAAGCCAGUGAGAUGGUGACGUGCAAAUCGGAGUUUUAUCAUGAUGAGUUUAAAAGGUGGAUUUAUCUAAAUGACCAGAACCUAUGUAUCCCAACUAGCUCUUCUUUUGUGUAUGGAGCUGUGCCCAUCGGAGCCAGCAUAUACGUGAUUGGAGAUCUCGAUACAGGUACAAACUAUGACUAUGUUAGGGAAUUUAAGAGAAGCACGGGCACCUGGCAGCGCACUAAGCCGCUGUUCCCCUCGGACCUGCGGCGGACGGGCUGCGCAGCGCUGCGGAUCGCCAACUGCAAACUCUUCCGACUGCAGCUGCAGCAGGGAUUGUUCCGCAUCCGCGUACCUUCGCCGUGAUCCGUGUGCUGCCAGGGGAGGAGACUGGAAGAGUUCUGUGCAGUCCACCAUAAUCUAGCUCUAUUUAAAGGAAAAGCUGAGAAAUUACAGCUGAAACUUACACUGUAUGCUGUGCUUUGGUAUGGUAACUGUUUUUGUUUUAAAUGCUUACAAAAGCUUGAGUCUCAGUACUUGUUUUGGGAACAAAUAACUUAAGUACACAUUAAAAAGAAGAGAAGGGGGAAAAUAAAAGGGGGAAAUCAAGGAAACACCUUCAGUCGUAACCAUUUGGAGUUUAAACCAUGUUAUUGAAGGAGGAUUUUUGUGUCUGAAACUGGUGGGAAUCGGUUUCCUUUGGCAAAGCUUAUUGAAAAGCAAAAAAAAAAAAAAAAAAUAGAUUUCAGGUGCAUUUCCCCUGCGGGGAACUGAUACGAAUCCAUGUGCUAUCUGGAACUGGAUAGCUGUAACACAGAAGCUACACGAUAACCAACCUCCCUGGUGUGCUGCUGUUGGAGCAUGAGGCCACAGGAGGUAUUGGUUGUUGCACCUUUUAUUUCUAGUCCUUUCUCAAAAGAUAAGGUCUGUGCCUAAAAAAUGGUGGAGGUGUGUACAUACGGUUUUUCAUUCAUUUGCAAUGGUUUCAUUCCGACAAAUAUUUUUAAUAUAUAUAAAAUGGACUAAUAUGAAAUGGAUAUAGUACACCACAGAGAAGUAAACUGUUUUUUUCUACUCUGUCAUUCGAGUAGCCCGAUGAACUGGUCUGCGGGUGGGUGGCGUGUGUUUCUGGGUGGGCUUUGGUGGCUGUUUUCCUUGAAGUGAAAAGGGAAGACAUGUUUGGAACAGUUAGUGAUGAUUGCUGCUUUUGGUGAGAGCAAAAGGACAAAUUAAAUAGACUUUGUUCCUUUUUACUUCAGAUUGUUUUCAAGCUAAGAAUGGUUUUUAAGACUGAGGAUCAUAGAAAGGUGCAUUUUAUGUCUCUUAGAACAAAGGUGAAAUAUGACAAGGAUAUAUUUAUUUUGAAGAAAAUGUGGGUUUUGGACUAAGAGUUAAGGAAGAUUUGUACAGUGACUUUAAAUUGGGAUCAAAAGUUGGUUUACUAUUGAUUUCUGUGCUACAGUACAGUCUUGUUUACUGCUGUCUGACUUUGAAAGCUGGGUUUUAUGGUGUGGUUAUAGUGAAGAACUUAGUAUCUUGCAUUUUAUUACUUACUAAGCCUUGUUCACAUGAGUAGUGAUAUUUAAUUGACUUUUGUUUGUAGUCAGGAUCAGCUGGUAGAACAGUUUUACCUCAAUUUUUGAUUUCAUUGUUGUGAUGGGUGGGACAUAACCUCUAUUUAUUUAAAAGGAAUAAAAUGGGAGAGAUGGAAAAUAGAAAUAAUACUUCCUGCCCUUCAGAAAAAGAGACUUUGUACAACCAGUAUUAUAACUACAUACAAGACUUUCCACUCUGCAACUUUGUGGACCUCAGACAAGACAAACUCUGCCCUCAGUUGUGUUUGUGUAAACCUUCGUCAUCUUUAUUGAAAUCAUCUUACAUAUGUUGAAAUAUGAUCCCAAACUAGUUCAAAAUAUCGGUAUUUCACUAAAUAGUCCUUGAAGAGCCAUUAUGAAACAUACCUCUGCUCAGUCCUUCCAUAGCACUGAUAUGGGGUUGGAAUUACUCUGAUUCCUGAGCAGAGGAGUGUGGGAGGGUGGGGAAAGGGGCAGCAGCCAAUC